UCAUUGUAAAUGUGAGUAUUUUGAGUUUUGGACUGUUUAUCAGACAAAACCAGACAUGUGAAGGUCAUUAGAUUUUAGUGAAAUAGCUAGUCCAUGACAUCUUCAAAUAGUUUGUUCAAUCGAUCAUUUAUAGAUCAACCCAAAGAUGUAAACAGAAACAUUGGAGAAGCUGAAAACACAGUGUUUGACAUAUUUGGCCUCAUAAAUGUCUUGACUAUUGACUAUUCAUUUCGGGACUUGAGUUAAAUCUGCCCCUCAUAUGCUGUCGAUAUCAAUAAAAGAAGCUUCUUUUUAUAAUGUGUAAGUCCCCUCUGUGGCCUCCGCAGGCUGCGAGCACAGAGCUCGAGCCAGAUUCCUUCAGGUGGAAAAAUGUAAACUCCAAAAGCGCACAAAAGUCAGCAGCUCGGCGGCUCAUUACUGAAGAACUGAAGCUAGAAAUAAUUGGGUUUGAUGGCAGCCGGAGAUUGCAGCUCCCCACAGUUGAAACAGCGUUGACCACGCACGCUCACGUGCCGCGCUGUAACUGGAGGUUGCACGUACAGUGAGGACGAGCAGAGAGGAUCAUGGGCUAUUCCUGCACGUGCAGUGAAUUAUUGCAGACAUGGAUCAGCGUCUUUGUUUUUUUUAUGAGCCAGAAAUCUGGAAAAAAUGUUUGUUUUUCAGACAUAAUGUGAAUAAAAUGAAUAAUUCAGCAGUUUUCAUUAUUUAUAAUGAGGCCUAUUGAUAAUUGAUGGCCUGUUGAUGAUAGAUUGGUUGUCAUUGUCAAUGGUUGUCAUGAAUGAAAAGGGGGAAAUUUGUCCCGUCCUCCAACCAGACAAGACUUUAAAAUGAAUCUUUAGGUUGUGUCAGCUGGUGGGAGGGCACUAUAGUCAGAUCACUAUAGCUUAAAGACAAAUGAAGCCCCCUUCUGGUGCAAGAACUCUGACGCUUCCUGCAGAAGAAGACAAAUAAAGUCCCUUUUGCAAGCGCCAUCUUUCUUCGUCUUUUGAACCUUUGGUGUAAAACUUAACAGAUUUCCUGACAUCACACCUCCAAGACACUGAGCUAAAAACAUUCUGUCUCUUCCUGCUGUUAAUGUUAGAGCUCUAACCCUGCGUUAAGUUCCUCAUCCAUGGGAACAAACAUCAUUGAUAUUCCUGAGUGGCUCCCUCAGAGCGGCGGCGGCAGACAGGGAGAACAGCGAGCUGUUCAGUCACACAGAGCAGCAGCAUUAAGACUCUGUGAGAAAGAGAAGCCUUUAUUGUUCGUUAUGUAAGAUAUUUAGUUCCUGGAAGUCCUCAAACGUGCCACUGCAGGUCUGAAGAGAGGAACCCACAGGUUGGUCCUGAGUGUUUCUGACUGUCAGUGACAGUCCCGAGCCAUUGUAAAAGGCCUGUCGUUAAUCCAGAGCUCUCGCGACCUCGCCUCCAGCCACACAGCAUUCAGUCGAAUCUCAUUAUCUCUGUGUCUGCGGCGAACAGACCACACAGGAUUAUCAACGCUGCUGCUCGGACACAGAAUGGUGUCAGGUGGUCAGCGUGAAGACGAUUGAACUGUCAGAGCCCUUCAUCCUUGAUCUUAGUUGAGUCAAACAGUAUAGAAUAUGAGUAAAUAAAUGUGUAUAUAUAUACACCCCACAAGAGCUGCAGGUUUGGAGAUGCUUUGUCGUCCAUCACAAUGUGGCCCUUGUCAAAGUUGCUCAGAUCCUCACGCUGCCCAUUUUUCCUGCUUCUAACAACAACUCUGAGGAUAAACUGUUCACUUGCUGCCUAAUAUAGGAGCCCUGAUAACCAGAUAGUCAGUGUUAUUCCCUUCACCUGUCCGCGGUUAUCAUGUGAUGGCUGUGUAUAUACUUCUGUGGGCUGUUAGGGCUUUAUCUGGAGCAGCUCACUUUAGAUGAACAGGUCUGUUUUAAAGGGGCACUUUUACACAUGAAGUUUGGUUUUAGGCGCUUUUAAACUACGUGCCACAUUCACCCAUUCACACACAUUGAUACAGUGAUAACAGAUUUGCUGUUUGCCUGUUUUGUAUCAUUGUUAACUGAAUAUUUACACUGCUGGAUUUUGGUUUUGGAUAGUUUUUGAGGUUUUAUAGACUAAAAUGUAAGAGGCUCUUGUUCGAUGCUGCCCUCUCAGCAGUCUGUCAGGGUGAAAACAGAGCCUGACAUGGACAAAGACCUCAGUGUCUUCCUCCUCCUCCUCCUCCUCCUCCUCGUCCUCCUCCUCUCUUCCUCUCCUCACCAAUUCCCCAUCAGCAGAUUUUCCACAUUCUGUCCAAUCAGAGAAGAUGACACAUGCUUUUAUAACUGGAGCAGCCCAUUCACUGUCAGCCUUACGUAACCUGCCCAGUGAGUGUCUGAGGAGGUGUGAGAACGCCUCGGCCUCUUGGAGCCGGCGGUCGUGCCUAAUCUCCCGGAGCUGUGCGGGUGUUUGUGGGUGAAACCAUGCGGCUGGUUGGUGCUCCCUAACCUCCCCUGUCCCCCGCCUCCCACGUAAUCACCUAUCCUCCUCUUUUACCCCUCUUCUCUCCCCCCUUCCUCCUCCUGUUCACCAUGACGACCACCCUGGAGACGCUGUUGGUCCAGCCUGACCAGGAGCUGAGCCCCGAGCGAGUGGAUGGCUGCGAGGAGGUCGCUGGCCGCUACAAGGUGGUUCCCUCUGUCGUCUGCUCCAUGUGCUGCCUCUUCGGCAUCAUUUACUGCUUCUUUGGCUAUCGCUGCUUCAAAGCGGUGAUGUUCCUGACGGGCCUGAUGUUUGGCUCCGUCGUCAUCUUCAUGCUCUGCUACAAGGAGCGCGUUCUGGACACCCAGCUGAGCGUGGAGGCCUCCGUGGGCAUCGGCCUUGGCAUCGGCACGCUCUGCGGCCUGGUCACCAUGCUGGUUCGCAGCGUGGGCCUCUUUAUGGUAGGCCUGCUGCUGGGCCUGCUGGUGGCUGUGGCCACCCUGGUAGGAAUGGAGGAGCUUUCCGACAGCCCGCCGCGCUCCGUCUGGGUGCCCCUGGGCGUGCUGCUUGGCCUGGGCAUGCUGUUCGCCGUACUCACCCUACAGUGGCAGCGCCUCUUUACCACGGUGUCCACAGCGAUGUUUGGUGCAGCAGUCAUCACUGUGGCGCUGGACUACUUUGUGGAGCUCUUUGCCCUUGUGCUGUACAUGUACGAGCGAAUAAAAGCAGCACCUGGCAAGCCUGUGUGCUGGUUGACGUGGGUGGUGCUCGGGGUGUGGCCUGCCCUCACCCUACUGGGUGUCAUGGUCCAGUGGAAGGUGACCGCUGAAGGAUACUCCCAUACCAAGGUAAUCAUCAGCCGGCAGCAGAGAAGGAUGCAGGUGAUGCGGAUUCGUCAACGGGACGACCGCUACCGCAAGAAGAAGAAGAAGCAGCAGCACGGCUCCUCCUCCCACCAUCACCAGCAGGCCAAGCAGCUUCAAGCUGAGCCCGCCUACCGCCGCAAACCCAACCCUAUCCGCCGCUACGACACAGACGUCCUCUCGCCGAGCUACAUCCAGAGUUUCCGAGACCGGCAGGUGCAGGCGCAGCCCUUCCCGAGCCGGCUGGUCGGGGGACCCCACGCAGUGGUGGAUGUGGGCUAUGACUGUGGAUCCACAACGCCCCUCACUGGAGCUGCCGGACCUUCACUACGGGUCUGACCGCUCCCCCACCUCCCAUACGCCUGAACACACCCCUUAUCCAGGGAGAUACAUGACUCUACAAUCACUCCCCCACCUGGGUGUAAUCACACCUGUGCUAGAAAAAAAACACCACUGGGUUUAAAUGCAAAGAUUCUGGGUUAAAACAUUAUCUGGGUUUAGUCACACCCCUAAGAGGAUGAAAAUAUAUUUAGGGCUGGAUUUACCCAAAAUGCAAAAUAUGUUUAACCCUUUACUAAGUAAAUUUUUGAUCAUCAAGCUCCGCCCUCCUCGUGGCUACUUGCUGAAGCCAUCAGUGUGGUGCAGAGGUUUGGUUGACCUCUUUCAGUAGAUUCAGAUGCACAAAUGCAUGCAUGCACUUGCACCAACACAAACCGCAGCUACAACCGUAACGGUCGACGUGGAAACCUGAAGCAACCCGCUGUACCUGGCCCCGGCCUGUAUGUUGCCAUCUCAAGUCAAACCAAUCAGGGAUCACAGUUUUAGUGCACACCCGCCUCAGGUUCAAACACAGGCAUUGUAUGAAAAAUCUAAAUACAGCUUCACCCACGUUCAGCGUGCUGUUUCUACCGCUGUUGUCGAGCAACUAGUUCCUCAGCCUAUAGGCAUCUUAAAAGUCCAACAAAGAUCAUCUAUAAAGGGCAGUGAGGGCCCUUCAAUGCAAACCGGCAUCUUUUGCUUUCUGUGCCGUCUGGACUACAAAAACCGUCCUUGAAAUGAGGAGAUACAUCUUUAAUGUUGUUUUUAAAGGGGGGGGGGGACCUUUAUCAACCUUGGUGCUGGACAAUAAACUUCAAGCGUCAAACUGCUCUCCGAUGGCCAGGGGAAUCUGUUUUUAACGGGUGCCUUGCUCCUCCGUGGGCUGUACCAUUCAGCAACGGGAGGGGGGUUACUGGCAGAUCUCCAAUGGAUGGCUUGUUUUUGCAUUAAAUGUGAUCACAGAAGGAUUUUUCAAGAGGGUAGCCAUGGAGCUACGAUAAGCAGGGUUGUUGUCUUCACUGAUGCCUGGAUAUGUUAGGAGGAUUUGCUUUUAGCUGACAGCAAGAAAGCCACAUUUACACUGGCACCUCAUCUGAGAUUUCACACAUAUGGAAAAAGAUUUUUUCAAGUGGAAACCAAAAAUUAUUUUAAAACCUGAAGUUAAAACAGUUGAACCCCCAAGGGGUUAUUUAACAUUUAACAUUUUUAUUCCAUAAGUAGUACAAAUGUGUCCAAAAACAUUUCUUUCCUCCUCCUUGAAAACUAUGUGCAAUAUCUAGUUUUAUUAUAGCUUAUAUUUCCUUACAAUGUGAUUCAGAGACAUGAUAUUGUCCUCCCUUUAGCUCUAAAAUGAAGCUUGCUACAGCCUCUAAAGGGCAAUGCGAUGUGGAAGAGGUAAGGAUAAUGGUCUUGAUUCAGAUUCUCCUCCUGGAACGCCCCUACUAGUGGCAGCAGCAAGUAAAGUUAGCAUAUGCAACAGUGCACUGGUAAGUGACUUACUGUGUUACAAGGAAAAAGGUCCAUGUUGCAACAAUCCUCUGAUACUUUCGCUCACAAACAGUUUAACAUUGUUUUUCUGCAACUAUCCGACUAAUGAAAGGUGCCUCAACCAUGAGGGUACGUUUUUAACUUCCCUCCAUGUUGCCUGCACCCAGAGCAGGUCGCUCAUUCACUGGCAAAUCUGUGUGUGAAGGCGGGCAUACAAAAAAUGCGGAAGUACAAUCUGUAGUCCAAACAACAGCCAUACGUCCACGACAACUGCCGAGCUGGCUUAAGUCCGCCAGAUGAUGUGAACCAGGGGCAACAUGUAGGGAGGUUAAACAUCGUUCAUUUGCAUUUACUACCGUCAUUGUAAUGAUACAAAGCUGGUUUACAAUCAAUGUUUCCCUUUAACAAUCGACUGAUCGCUGAGAUGCCAGUGUGAAUACGGCCCUGAGAAUUAGAAAAAGUGGACUAGUGGCCAAACCAACUUGUACUUAGACCAACAACUCCUUCCCUCAUGUGCAUUGAUUUUCUUUAUUUAGGACAUGACAUUUUUGUCACCAGUGAAAAUGUGAAUACUUUAUCGUCUUUACCUUUUUCUUUUAAGGGAAAAGCAAACGUGGGGCCGGGGAUGGUUGUGUUGUACGUUUUUAUUCAACUGUGGGGAAACUGAAAUGCAUGAUCUCACCCCUCCGUUCCCCCGAUCCGCCCUGCGUGGUUCCCUCUUCAUGUGCAUCGAUGUGAAAUUUGUACAUAAAACACAGCACUUACUAACAUUUUUCAUUAUUAUUACCAGUUUCAUUCACUUCUUUUUCAUUUCUUAGGAAUCUAAUUUAAUCGAGACAUAUUCUUUUUUUUCAGUGGGAUGUAUUUAUUUGCUGAUUUAUUUAUUUCGCGAGCCGUUCUGUAAAGGAGAGUGCAAUGUCAUCACUGUAGGCCAGUAACUCCAUGCUUUUUUUAAAAAGAAAUAAUUGAAUUAUGACUAUGAUUAUUAAAGCAUGUGUUCCUAUGGGCCUGUAUACGA
Messenger RNA from Dicentrarchus labrax (European seabass), 6107 nucleotides. It is a transcript of the gene tmem198ab, whose product is annotated as transmembrane protein 198b. The record is from RefSeq and is a predicted model, not a curated record. NCBI's taxonomy places the organism in Eukaryota, Metazoa, Chordata, Actinopteri, Moronidae. Gene Ontology annotation, cellular component: plasma membrane; cytoplasmic vesicle. Bases 2531 to 3622 code for a protein of 363 amino acids. The transcript is spliced from 5 exons. Gene Ontology annotation, biological process: positive regulation of canonical Wnt signaling pathway.